Dictyostelium discoideum AX4 is the source of this 525-nucleotide messenger RNA. Its product is annotated as dCTP deaminase. The coding region runs from base 1 to 525 and encodes 174 amino acids. The record is from RefSeq and is a predicted model, not a curated record. The transcript has 3 exons. Gene Ontology annotation, biological process: dUTP biosynthetic process. Lineage: Eukaryota; Evosea; Eumycetozoa; Dictyosteliales; Dictyosteliaceae. Gene Ontology annotation, molecular function: dCTP deaminase activity; hydrolase activity.
AUGAGUGUAUUAUCUAGAGACGAAAUUCUUAAAUCAUUAGCAUCAGGUGAUAUUAAAAUUACACCAGGAUAUGAAGAGAAAUCAAUUGGUGCAGCAUCAAUUGAUUUAACAUUAAGUAAUGAAUUUAGAGUGUUUAAAAAGAGAGAUAAUAGUGAUACCAUUAUAGUUUCAGAAUCAAUUAAUUACCAAGAUUUUUCAGAAUUAUCAGUAUUAAAAGAGGGUGAAAGAUUUAUUUUAGAACCCGGUCAUAUGUGUUUAGGUAUUACUGAAGAAACUAUCGAAUUAUCACCAAAGCUUUGUGGUCUUUUAGAAGGUAGAAGUAGAUUCGCUCGUAUGGGUUUAUUCGUACAUAUUUCUGCAGGUUUCAUGAAUCCUGGUAUUAAAAAUAGACAAGUUUUAGAAAUUUUUAAUGCUUCAAGUAAUAGAUUAGAAUUAGUUCCAGGUACUAAGAUUUGCCAAUUUGUGUUUAUGGAAUUAAAAGGAACUGCUGUUUAUCAUGGUAGAUUUGAAAAUAAUAAAUUAUAA